Messenger RNA from Lathyrus oleraceus (garden pea), 904 nucleotides. RefSeq lists its product as uncharacterized. Lineage: Eukaryota; Viridiplantae; Streptophyta; Magnoliopsida; Fabales; Fabaceae. The transcript has a single exon. The coding region runs from base 112 to 603 and encodes 163 amino acids. The record is from RefSeq and is a predicted model, not a curated record.
CACUAUAUAUAUAUCUUCAUCACACUUGUCUCUCUCUUGUCCUCAAAUCAAAUCCAUUUCUUCAUCUCUCUUUCUCCCAAACUCACCCCCAGUUUCUUUAAAAAUUCAACAAUGGAUAGCAAUGUACCAGUGAUAUCAAAGAGAGUUUGGAGUAUGGUCCGUGUGGCCUUCUUCAUGUUGAGAAAAAAAUUAUCAAAGGGAAAAUUAAUGAAGGAUCUAAACAUGAUGCUCAAACGCCGCCGCAAGCUUGCUGGAAAAGCCAUUGCUAACUUAAUGUUCCAUCAUCACCACCAAGGCUCCACCUCAUGCAGCCGCUCCCACAACUCCUUCCCUUUCACUCAGGCACUUGCUACAUCGCAUGAUGAGGCGAUGACUAUGAGCGCAAUGAACACAAUUCUGAAUAUGCUAAACAAUGAUCAAGCGAUUGUAGAAGCAUCUCCAGCAUUCUCCGGAUUUGGCCAUAGUCCAGCUGUGAGGCAAUUGAUCAGGGUGACUGACUCUCCAUUUCCUUUGAGAGAUGAUGAUGAGAAGGACAACCAGAUUGAUAAGGCUGCAGAAGAUUUCAUAAAUAGGUUUUACAGCAAGUUGAGGAAACAAGAAUGAGUGUGUUGUUGUGAAUGCUAGGUAACCAUAUUUUAGUUUUUGGUUAUUUUCAAGAUAUAUAAUCCAGAGUUGAUAAAUGUACAUGAGUGAAGGUUUUUAUUCUUGUUAAUUAUGCGUCUACAUAUGUUUAUGUUAACUCUUGCUUAUCAAUAAAUAAUUAAAGAAUAAUUACAAAAUCUAUAAAAUAAGAGACUGAAUUGAUGGAACUUAUCAUGUACUUCAAAGUCUUCAAUAGGGGGACACAUCAUUCUACUGGUAGUAUUUAUAUCGAACUCUAAUUUUGACGGGGUAAUUUCAUGGU